Messenger RNA from Sycon ciliatum, 2730 nucleotides. Its product is annotated as kynurenine 3-monooxygenase-like. Gene Ontology annotation, molecular function: FAD binding; kynurenine 3-monooxygenase activity. Gene Ontology annotation, cellular component: mitochondrial outer membrane. The record is from RefSeq and is a predicted model, not a curated record. Gene Ontology annotation, biological process: L-tryptophan catabolic process; quinolinate biosynthetic process. Bases 96 to 1637 code for a protein of 513 amino acids. The transcript is spliced from 18 exons. Lineage: Eukaryota; Metazoa; Porifera; Calcarea; Leucosolenida; Sycettidae.
AAACUGCUUUGGCUUUAUGCUUUGCUUCGUCACUCCAUGAAAAACGUGCACUCUUCUGGGGCUGUGUAUGGUGAAAUCCUCUUUUGCUGUCUGAAAUGGCAAGUGCGAAUGUGGGAGCUGACAUUGCUCCGAGCGAAGCCGCUGCCCGUAUGCAGAUAAAUUCAAGGAAAGUCAGUGUAUCCAAAGAGAGGAAACGUGUGCCAGUCAUGGGUGACCAUCUUGUGCCCAAUAGCAAGCGAGUUGCAAUUGUCGGCGGAGGCCUGGUCGGCGCAAUGGAAGCAUUGUACAUGGCCAAGCGAGGAUUUGAUGUGGAUUUGUACGAAAUGAGAUCAGAUAUUCGUUUGGAGGAGAUGGUAGAAGGUAGGAGUAUUAAUUUGGCUUUGUCCACGCGUGGGCGUGAAGCUCUGAAGGCUGUCGGUCUCGAAGAUGAGGUGGUGACUACUGGCAUUCCCAUGUUUGGACGGCGGAUACACAGCCUAACAGGAGAGCAGUCAUUCAUCCCAUAUGGCAAGAAGGAACAGUGUAUAUUGUCAGUGGACAGACGGAAGCUGAACGAAACCUUACUCACAGCUGCUGAGAAGUGCCCGAAUGUUGACAUGCAUUUCGAUCACAAGCUGUCGCGAUGUAAUAUCAAGACAGGGGAGAUGACCUACAUCAACUAUGAUAACACAAGGGAAACAACCGCUGAUCUUGUUGUUGGCUGUGAUGGUGCCUUCUCUGCUGUUCGUCGAUCUGCAAUGCGAUCAACAAGGCUAAAUUACCAGCAGGAGUACAUUCCACAUGGCUACAAGGAACUGACAAUGCCACCUAAGGAGGACGGAACACAUGCGAUGGCCAAGAACUGCUUGCAUAUAUGGCCACGGAACGAAUUCAUGAUGAUCGCUCUUCCCAACCAGGAUGGCUCGUUCACAUGUACAAUGUUCUGCCCCUUCGACUUCUUUGACAGUGUCAAGGAUGAAACGACGCUUAUCGAACGCUUCGAGCAGUUUUUCCCAGACUCUAUACCGUUGUUUGGCCGGGAUCGUCUCGUUGAAAUGUACUUCACGAAUCCUGUCGGCAGCCUCGUCUCUGUCAAGUGCGACCCUCAUAAUGUGGGUGGACGCUGUGUGCUGCUGGGCGAUGCUGCUCAUGCUAUGGUGCCAUUCUACGGUCAAGGCAUGAACUGUGGCUUUGAAGAUUGCCUGUUGCUUGAUGAACUGCUGCUGAAGAACAAAUUGGACUUUGCUGCCACACUUGAUGAGUACAACAGUAAACGGCAGCCAGAUGCCUAUGCCAUUUGUGAUCUGGCAAUGUACAACUACAUCGAGAUGCGGUCGUUGGUGAAUUCCAAAAGCUUUCUGCUGCGUAAGAAGGUGGACAGCCUACUCAACUACCUUUUCCCGAGGUCGUUUAUCCCUCUCUAUAGCAUGGUGACAUUCUCCAGAAUUCCAUACGGAGAGGUGAUUGAACGACGGAAACGGCAAGAUAAGCUUGUGAAGAUCGGAGCUGGAGUGUUUGCAUUCACGGCAGGCGCUCUGUUGUGCUAUGGCGUGUACAAACGGAGAGUUGCUGCACUUAGCACUGCGCUACUUUGCAAUCUGAUCACGCUCACUUCAACACCGCAGAAAACCAUCGCCGGCUAUCUGAAACUGUCAUGAGAGGGGUUCCACGCACUUGUGACUGUGUGAGUAUCUCGUCACGUUUGUCUGCGUUCUGAAGACGCUGCUGAAUCGGUUGUGGCUAGUGGCUGCCGUGACUGCUUAAUUAACAGGUGGUGGAUAGCUGCACGCCUUGGAGACAUGCUGCUGGAAUUCUACCAGCCUGCUGGCGUGAUUAGCUCCCGACCUGAUUGGCUGGUACACCGGUAUGUGAUAGUGACAAACAUGUAUUUCCCUGUCCACGAACACUUCAUCUACAUUCGUUUUGUCCGUCAUCUGAGCACCCUAUGAAACCUGGAGGCGAGGUUGAGCUAUCCCAAGCCCUCGGUUCCCCAGCCCAGACGGAGGACAAUCCGUGCCGGUGGUUGUGUCCGUCUUAUUGCUACUCCACUGCACUCUGCAGUGGGGUUUGUGCAUAGCAUUCUGUUUCCGGUAUUUGAAUAUUUUUGACCAAGUUCUUUUUUUGUGCUGAUUAUCUCUUAUGCUUACUGGCCCUGACUAAUUAGGAGGCUGUUGUGUUGCAGCGUACCGGAACCCCUGGUUUUCGGUGUAGCUGACUUUCUAUUCGUUUUGAGCUCUCCCCCCCCCCCCCCCCCCCCCCUCCACCACCACUACCCACCCCACCCCCCGUCCACCCUGUCCCUUCAGAGGAGUGAGGACACGCUAAUAUAGUUCUACUUCAGUAUUCUAUUUUUUAUUUUAUUGACCCCGGAGAUUUGGAGAGUGAUGUUGCCCCACUCGCUACAAUGUAGACAUAUCAAUUUUUGUCUGUGUUGCGAUGGAGAAUGUAGGCUGUGUGUCGGUGACAAACUUCUGGAGGGAGCAUGCAUCUUGCUGUGUGCAUGUGUGCCAUUUAUUCUUACAAACAUGAAGAGAGGAGGUCUAGUCGGAGUGUGUUGUAACUGAAUGCUUUGCUGUUAUGUCACGAAAAAAGUUACAGCACUAUCCGACUGAAUCUCUUCUCUUCAUAAAACUUGGUGCAUGUAUGUGUUGAUAGCUCUGUGCGCUGCGCCAUUUGAGCACUUUCUUGGCAGUUCCCACGACUUUCUGUGCUAUUUUAUUCUUUAUGGCUGCACAUGCAGUUGUGACUCGA